AUGAAAAUAAAAGUGCUUGUGGACGGGGGAGAGGUGUACAGGAGUGCCCCCAAAGUCAAACCCGACGCCAUCGUCAAUGUGGACGACGAGAAUUACGUGCGCAUACUAUUUGGUCAACUCAACCCUCAACGGGCCUUUAUGACGGGUAAGAUUAGCGUUAAGGGCAAUAUAUUGUUGCUGCAAAAGUUGGACUCCUUCUGGAACCAAGUUCAGGGACAACGAAAGGACCCGGAGAUGCCUCAAGUCAAAGACAUUAUGCUCAAAGAUCCAAUGAAACCCGGCCUCAAGAGCGAAGUGAUUAUCUUCGAUCUGAUCCAGAAGUUGGUCCGUUUGCCGAAUCUGUUGUCUGAAGGCUCGACAGUGCGGUUCGACAUCAAAAAGGACGGACAGUUGGCCUCCAAAUGGAAGCUGUCGUUCCCGUCGGGCGCCAACGGCUUGGGAAGGAUAGAGAGGGCCGACAACACCAGUGGUGCCGAUGACAACACUCUGACCGUCGAUGACAACGACUUUGUGCGCUUGACUUAUAGCACACUCAAACUGGAAGAUGCGAUAGCGUCCGGUCGUGUCAAAUACAGUGGCGAUCCCUCAUCGGUGGCCAAACUGAGCAAAAUGUUCAACACAUCCAUAAUUAAAGCCAAAUUAUAGACUCAAUUAUUAUAAUUACUAAAGCGAUUUACCAAAACUGAUCCUGAUCAAUUCAAUAAGUCA
Messenger RNA from Medioppia subpectinata, 708 nucleotides. NCBI's taxonomy places the organism in Eukaryota, Metazoa, Arthropoda, Arachnida, Sarcoptiformes, Oppiidae. The record is from the annotation of a GenBank genome assembly.